CCCGGCUGCCGGGGCCGGCGGGGACAGCGGGAGGCGGAACGGGCGGGACGCGGCUGGGCGGCUCGGCGGGGCUCGGCGGCGGGUUACGGGGCACGCCGAUGCUCGCGCCUCUCUGUCGCGGGCGACGCUUCCAAGGUGGCGACAGACAAAGUUGCAGGAAAACUGAGCUCUACUCUCUCAUGGGUGAAGAACACUGUAUCGCACACCGUCAGUCAGAUGGCCAGUCAGGUGGCAAGUCCAUCUGCCUCCUUACACACUACAUCCUCCUCUACCACUCUGUCUACACCAGCAUUAUCACCAUCCUCACCAGCACAGCUGAGUCCAGACGACCUAGAAUUACUGGCUAAACUUGAGGAGCAGAACAGGCUCCUAGAAACAGAUAGCAAAUCCUUGCGAUCAGUAAAUGGGUCAAGAAGAAAUAGUGGAUCUUCUCUUGUAUCUAGUUCAUCAGCUUCUAGCAAUCUCAGCCAUCUUGAAGAAGACUCGUGGAUCCUGUGGGGGAGAAUUGUGAAUGAAUGGGAAGAUGUACGGAAAAAGAAAGAAAAGCAAGUUAAGGAGCUUGUUCGAAAAGGGAUACCUCAUCAUUUCAGAGCAAUUGUUUGGCAGCUUCUGUGUAGUGCUCAAAGCAUGCCAAUAAAGGAUCAGUAUUCAGAGCUUUUGAAAAUGACAUCUCCUUGUGAGAAACUCAUAAGAAGGGACAUUGCUAGAACAUAUCCUGAACAUGAUUUCUUUAAAGAGAAGGACAGCCUUGGGCAGGAGGUUUUAUUUAAUGUAAUGAAGGCUUAUUCUUUGGUGGAUCGUGAAGUUGGAUACUGUCAAGGAAGUGCUUUUAUUGUUGGAUUACUACUUAUGCAGAUGCCAGAGGAAGAAGCCUUUUGUGUGUUUGUUAAAUUAAUGCAAGAUUACAGACUACGAGAACUCUUUAAACCGAGCAUGGCUGAAUUGGGCCUUUGUAUGUACCAGUUUGAGUGCAUGAUACAGGAGCAUCUUCCAGAACUUUAUGUGCACUUUCAGUCUCAGAGUUUUCACACUUCUAUGUAUGCAUCAUCAUGGUUUUUAACUAUAUUUCUUACAACUUUUCCACUACCAAUUGCAACAAGAAUAUUUGAUAUCUUUAUGUCUGAGGGUUUAGAAAUAGUAUUUCGAGUAGGUUUAGCACUACUUCAGACAAACCAAGCAGAAUUACUGCAACUUGACAUGGAAGGGAUGUUACAGCACUUUCAAAAGGUCAUUCCACAUCAGUUUGACAGUGGUCCAGACAAAUUAAUCCAAGCCUCUUACCAAGUCAAAUACAAUGCAAAAAAGAUGAAAAAGUUAGAGAAGGAAUACACUACAAUAAAAACAAAAGAGAUGGAAGAACAGGUUGAAAUUAAAAGGUUGCGAACUGAAAAUAGGCUCCUAAAGCAGCGCAUUGAAACAUUAGAAAAAGAAAGUGCUUCCUUGGCAGAUAGAUUGAUACAGGGACAAGUGACAAGGGCCCAGGAGGCUGAGGAAAACUACCUCAUAAAACGGGAGCUGGCCACCAUCAAACAGCAGAGUGAUGAGGCCAAUACUAAACUGGAGCAAGCUGAGAGUACCAUCAGGGAGCUCCAACAGCAGCAGCAAUGGCAUAAAUGCAGUUCACGAUACAGUGAAGACUUUGUGCUACAGCUGGAAAAAGAGCUGGUCCAAGCCAGGCUGAGUGAAGCAGAAUCCCAUUGUGCCCUGAAGGAGAUGCAAGACAAAGUUCUAGAGAUGGAAAAGAGGAAUAGCUCUCUCCCUGAUGAGGAAAAUGUUGCUAGACUACAAGAAGAACUGAUCGCAGUAAAACUAAGAGAAGCAGAAGCUUUGACGGGUCUCAAAGAACUAAGGCAGCAAGUCAAAGAUUUGGAGGAACACUGGCAGCGUCACCUUGCUCGCACCACUGGGAGGUGGAAAGAUCCUCCAAGAAAAAAUACAGUGAAUGAGCUACAGGAUGAGCUGAUGACAGUCCGACUGAGAGAAGCAGAAACUCAGGCAGAACUGAAAGAAACCAAACAAAGAAUGAUGGAAAUGGAAACACAGAGUCAGAUCAAUAAUAACCAUUUGCGAAGGGCAGAGCUGGAGGUCACCAGCCUGCAAGAAAAGGUACAGUAUCUUACUGCACAGAACAAAGGACUUCUUGCUCAGCUGAAUGAAGCAAAGCGAAGACAAGCGGAGAUUGAAUGUAAGAGUAAAGAAGAAGUGAUGGCAGCACGGCUCCGUGAGGCAGACCGCAUAGCAGCUGUGGCUGAACUCCAGCAGCACAUUGCUGAAUUAGAAAUCCAGAAAGAAGAAGGAAAGAUUCAAGGGCAGCUUAAUAAAUCUGAUUCUAACCAGUAUAUCAGAGAACUGAAAGAUCAGAUAGCUGAGCUACAUCAUGAGAUCAAAUGCUUAAAAGGACAGAGAGACUUCUCAGACCAACCCACUUUUGAUGGGAUUCACAUUGUCAACCAUUUCACAGGAGAUGACGAGUCAUUUCAUUCUUCUGAUGAAGAUUUUAUAGCUAACUCCAUACAGGAGAGUGGGGUAGGCUUUCACUUACACAGGAGGACUGGUCAGAUGGCUUUGGAUCACACAGUUGUAGACAGCAGUGACAGUGAGACUGAAGAAAGCACACUCCAGACUGGAACCUUGGACAAGGUGGUUUCCAAACAGAGGAGAAUGGAAUCUUACUCUACUACCGUGUGAUGAUCACUGUGAGUAGCGCCUGAAGACUCUUGUGUUUCUUUAAGGAUUACGUUGUCAGAUAAUUGAAGGCAUCCAGCAGUUGGGUUAGGUAACUAUUGGAUCUGUUGUGGCCUGUGAUGCAUACACACAUGUACUGUCCAUCUGCCUUCUCUUUGCCAAAUCUUGCUAGUGACGUACCAUUGCUGUGAAACAGGCUGGGAAGAAGUUAAUGGAAGACAGUUCUGACAGUAUUACUGAAUGUUCCUUGUUUUACAAACUGCAAAUAUAUAAUUUCUUUAAAUGUGCAAGAAACCUUUUUGCUGUUCACAAGGAUGGGAAUUAUUUUCCUCAAAAGAAAUCGCUCUAGUGCAAUAUUUUAUGCUCUGAACAAAUGUGUAUGUUUUACAUCAUUACCCAUUUGUGAUAAAGAUGGACUCUAACCAUCUGAUCAUAUGGCACAUAUAUAUAUUAUGCUUCUCAACUACUUCUGUUUUAUUAAAGUUACCAAAUGCCCACAGAAGGCUUGAAAGAGGAGCCCUCAUCUAUACUACUUCCUAUAUACAAGUACUGGUCACUAAUGUCAUAAAGGUGUUUUUCACCCUUUUCACUUUAGAUUUAUGUGCAUCUGCUUUUGAUGUUGCUAAAUAAUACUUGGUCUGAAUAUAUUAACUACAAUAAUGUUUAUUUUGUACAUAUUUAUAUAACUGCACCAAGCUGAAAAUGUAUAUUAUACCAUUUUAUACGAGGAAUGUAAAUGUUGCGAUAUGACUGUCUCAUGUUCUCCCUGGAAAAUGAAUUCUGUACAUGCACACUAGAGAUGAAUUGCUGAAUAAAAGCAAAACACUAACUUGAUAUUUAGUUUUGGUCUAGCUACGCUAACAGAUUCCUGUCUAACUGAAAUGCUUGUUCAAAACACUAUUGACUGAAAUCUUCUACCUUCAUAUAUAUGUAAUGAAAAUAAAUUUUUCACAAUUUAACAAGG
This is a messenger RNA of Coturnix japonica (Japanese quail), 3649 nucleotides long. RefSeq names its product ecotropic viral integration site 5 (gene EVI5). Lineage: Eukaryota; Metazoa; Chordata; Aves; Galliformes; Phasianidae. The record is from RefSeq and is a predicted model, not a curated record. Gene Ontology annotation, molecular function: small GTPase binding; GTPase activator activity. Gene Ontology annotation, biological process: regulation of GTPase activity.